AUGGAACUCAAUGAAAAGAAAAUUAUUAUAGAAGAUAUAGAAAUGAAACGUAUUAUACAAGUAUUACAAGCAAUUGUUACAUCUGAUUCAUAUUAUGCUUUAACUGUUAUGUUUUCAAUGAUUUAUGAACUUCUUCCUAUUCUUAAUAAAAAAUAUCGUGUAAUGCUUAUUACUUUUAUUAUGGAUAAUUUUGAACAUUUCUUUGUUCAUUGGUAUUACCAAGCACGUAUUUUCUUUUUUAAAUUAAUUCAUCUGAAAAUGACACUUGCUCCUUCUUUCAGAAUUAAUGGUGGACUUCUUCCAGAAGAAAUACAUAAAUAUGAUACUUAUGGUGAUUUAUUAUAUGAUCAAUCAGUUUGUAUUGGUAUAGAAGAAAAAAUAAGAACUUUAAGAAAUAUCCAAAAACAUAAAGAGCAAUUAAGUGACUCUGAAAAGAAAAAUAUUAUUUAUAUCAAUCAAGCAUUUAAAGAAUUUGAUGAACAAUCCCAAUUCUUAGAACAAUGGAAAAAAUCAAACUCAUUAACUUGUCCAAUUGCUCAUUUAGACUUAUCUUUAGUAAGUAAUCUUGUAAGUAAUCUCAUUUAA
Molecule: messenger RNA, 585 nt
Organism: Entamoeba histolytica HM-1:IMSS
Lineage: Eukaryota; Evosea; Mastigamoebida; Endamoebidae
Exons: 2
Coding region: 1-585 (194 amino acids)
Source: RefSeq, a predicted model, not a curated record